GGGCCGAGAUAGCCCGCGGCUACAUAAACCCUCCGGGGCGGCCGAGCUGCCACGGCCGCCGCCAGCACCAUGGUGACAUCCCCGGCCAUCCUCUGCCUCUUCGCCUGGCUCCUGCCCCCCGCCGCCGGGCACCUCUGGGCAUGGAUGUUCUCCCUGCCUCCGCACUCGCCCGAUGCGGCCGCCCUGAGCAGGAGCCCCGGGACCGACCUGGAGGAGGUGACCCCGUGCAGCCCGGCCACCCCCUGCGCCCACGGGCACUUCUGUGACGAGCACUUCGGGCUGUGCCUGCCCACGCGGCCCGCGGGGCAGUUCUGCCGCCACGACCCGCACUGCACCUCCGGCCUCGUCUGCAUGUUCGGCAAGUGCCAGCAGCCCGUGCCCCCCGGGCAGGACGGAGCGCGGUGCCAGCGGGACGAGGAGUGCGGGGCCGGCGGCUGCUGCGCUCGGCAGCACGGGGAGCGCGUGUGCCAGCGGCGCCUGGCGCUGGCCCAGAGCUGCCACGUCCCCCCCGGGGGACUCGCCUUCAGCAUCAACCAGGUGUGCCCCUGCCAGCCCGGGCUGGUCUGCCGGCCCUCCGCGCCCGCCAGAGAGAAGGCGUUCGAGUACCGGCCGGAGAAGAGCGACUGGAGGUGCCGGCAGCCCUGAGCGCCCGCGUUGUAUUUAUUGCCUGUAAAUAGCGUGUCCACGGCGUGUCCACGGCGUGUCCGCACCCGGCCGAGCGCCGAUAAACCCGGCCCAGCGCCGCGCUGAGCCCGGCGGCUGCCGCUGCCCAUCCCCACGGGGGGCUGGAGCCCUCCCCCGACCCCCGCGUCGGGUCCUCGCCCCUUCCCCGGAGCCGGGCAGGUCCCGACUCCAUCCUCAGCUCAGCCCCGAGCAGGGGGGAGGGUCACUGCGGCGGUCACUGCAGAGCUGAGCUGUGUCCGGUCUCAGCCGCGGUGGCCGCAGCCCGCCCCCCGUGCCCCCCAGGCCCCACCAGGCUCAGGCGCGGGGCAGGUCUCACCGAAAUGUUUAUUACAAAGAACCAAGCGAGCGGGGCGAGUCCCCCCCCCCCCCCCCACACACACCAACG
This is a messenger RNA of Corvus hawaiiensis (hawaiian crow), 1069 nucleotides long. Its product is annotated as dickkopf-related protein 3-like. Gene Ontology annotation, molecular function: receptor antagonist activity; co-receptor binding. Gene Ontology annotation, cellular component: extracellular region. Gene Ontology annotation, biological process: multicellular organism development; negative regulation of canonical Wnt signaling pathway. NCBI's taxonomy places the organism in Eukaryota, Metazoa, Chordata, Aves, Passeriformes, Corvidae. The transcript is spliced from 4 exons. Bases 70 to 645 code for a protein of 191 amino acids. The record is from RefSeq and is a predicted model, not a curated record.